AUUAAUGAUUUACUUGAUCGAUCCUACCAAUGACUUAAUAUCCUAACUGAGUUUGAUAACAUUACGUUGGAAGACCCACCAAAAAUAGGUCAAGCAACUCUAUUAUGGUUUUUUUUUUCUUUCUGAAUGCAACUCUACUAUGGUUACACUAUUAGAGGUGUGUUGCUCACCAAAAAAAAAAAAAAACUAUUAGAGAUGUGUUAGGGAAUAAAUGUAUAUGGCUAAUAUUGUCCUUGUUCUCUCAGUUAUCUCAACUUGUUUGAGUUGGAAUGUACGUGCACAAUGUUGAGUGUCUCGUAAAAGCACCUAGUAGUAUACAUAAUAAUCUUUUGCCAUUACGUGUCCAAUGAAUGUAUUUUGUACCUUUCGAAGCUCAGGCUCUCAGUAAAAUCGCCAUUGUUCUUAUCAUAGAAUAAAAUAAACUGAUAUUUGCUACCAAAGAAAGAACUUAGGAUAUCAGUAAUCUCCUAUUAUCUCUCUGUGAUAUCUUGUAUAUAUCACAUUCGUUUAAUCUUGUUUAAAUUCAAAACCUAUCCUCUCUAGCCACUGUUCAACUCUCUUGUAUCUCUGUGUUAAUUUGUGUGUAACCACUCAUUAUUUUCUUCUAUAAUCAGUUUUUUUCCCGUCCUAAUGGCUUCUAUUUGCACCAAUCCUUUCUCCACCACUAUACCAUGAUCAUAAUUCAUACACAUAUAGAUUAUUCACACACAACUGAAAGUUGAGAAUGACUACCUUUCCUUCUGCACAACCUGAGGUUUUGCAAACUAACCCACAAGUUUUGACCACAUUUGAAGGUGAUGCCAUCAAGUUAACAGAAAUCAAUGGAAGUGUUCAAAGAGAGAAGGACAUAACAGUGACAUGGGAGAAUUUGUGGGUCACUGUUUCAAGUGGGAAGAAAAAAAAGCCAAUUCUGCAGGAUCUUACAGGUUAUGCUCGGCCAGGAAGGAUUCUGGCCAUAAUGGGCCCUUCAGGAUGUGGAAAAUCUACACUUCUUGAUGCUUUAGCAGGAAGAUUGAGCACAAACAUAAAGCAUACAGGGAAGAUUCUAAUCAAUGGCCAGAAACAAGCACUGGCCUAUGGAACAUCAGGCUAUGUAACACAAGAUGAUGCCAUGCUAUCAACUUUAACCACUGGGGAAACUUUAUACUACUCAGCUCAGCUCCAAUUUCCAGAUUCCAUGUCCAUAGCAGAGAAGAAGGAACGAGCAGAUAUGACACUGAGAGAAAUGGGUCUGCAAGAUGCCAUCAACACAAGGGUUGGAGGGUGGGGUUCUAAAGGCCUCAGUGGGGGACAAAAGAGGAGACUUAGCAUUUGCAUUGAGAUUCUAACACGCCCGAGACUUCUCUUCCUUGAUGAACCAACUAGUGGACUUGAUAGUGCAGCUUCCUAUUAUGUUAUGAGUAGAAUUGCAAGUCUAAAUCUAAGGGACGGAAUUCGAAGGACUAUUGUUGCAUCCAUCCAUCAGCCUAGCAGUGAAAUUUUUGAACUUUUCCAUGACCUAUGUCUUCUGUCUUCUGGUGAAACAGUAUAUUUUGGUCCAGCCUCUGAUGCAAAUCAGUUUUUUGCUUCAAAUGGUUUCCCUUGCCCGACUCUCCACAAUCCUUCUGAUCACUACCUAAGGAUCAUAAACAAAGAUUUUGAACAGGAUGCUGAACAAGGCUUUGGAAAGGGAGUAAUUUCAGAAAAAGCAAUUGAUAACCUUGUAAAGUCUUACAAGUCGUCUCAAAUUAGAAAACAAGUUAAAAAGGAAGUGAAUAAAAUAGGUGAAAGUGAUUCUGAUGCAAUAAGGAAGCAGAGGAUUCAUGCUGCAUUUCCCACUCAAUGCCUUGUUCUUAUAAGAAGAGCUUCCUUGCAGCUGUUUCGUGACAUAAGCAAUUACUGGUUACGGUUAAUUGUCUUUAUUGUAAUAGCUAUAAGCAUUGGCUCUAUCUUCUAUGACAUAGGCACAAGUAAUGGAUCUAUUCAGGGGAGAGGUUCGCUGUUCAUAUUUUUUGUUUCAGUUCUGACUUUCAUGACCCUUGUUGGUGGAUUUUCUCCACUUUUGGAAGAAAUCAAGGUAUUUGAACGAGAGAGAUUGAAUGGGCACUAUGGUGUCACGGCAUUUCUCAUAGGCAACAUAUUCUCUGCUGUUCCUUACAUGCUAUUGAUAUCUCUUAUUCCUGGAGGAAUAGCAUACUACCUUUGUGGAAUGCACAAAGGACCAGAACGCUUCUUCUACUUCACUUCUUUGUUAUUUGCCAUAGUGAUGUGGGUUGAGAGCCUUAUGUUGGUUGUUGGGAGUAUCUGCCCCAACUAUGUAAUAGGUAUGUUCCUUGCUGGUGGAGUUGAAGGGCUCAUGAUUUUAACUGGUGGAUUCUAUAGACUGCCAAAUGAUCUUCCCAAACCACUAUGGAAGUACCCUUUAUACUAUGUUUCCUUCCUCAAAUAUGCCUUCCAAGGAUCCUUCAAGAAUGACUUUGAAGGCUUAACAUUUUCUGUAGACCAAGAUGGAGGAGUCACCAGAACCGUGAGUGGUAGAGAAGUACUAAGUGACACAUGGCAUCUGGAAAUGGGUUACUCUAAGUGGGUUGAUCUUGCUAUCAUGUUUGGAAUGAUUCUUCUGUAUCGAGUUUUGUUCUUGGUCAUCACUAAGUGCAAGGAGAAGCUGAAGCCUUUUCACUAGAAUCAGUGAUCACUAAAAAAGUGGUUCUGUUGCAGCUAUCAGUGGUCCCCUAGCAUAAGUGUUUUCUAGAACUAGAGAAACUAGAAUUAAUGAUUCCUAGAAUGUUAAGUAAAUACUCAAAUUGCCUGAUAACAAAUGUGACAGUGAAUAUGUUAUUUACUAACAAUGCAUUAUAGUGCGAUGCAUAGGAAAUUUAUGUCACAUAGGGUGGUGUUUGAAAUUUAUGUCACAUAGGGUGGUGUUUGAAAUUUAUGUUAAUUUAACAAUUUUUGGUUUGUAAUAAUGGUUUGAUUACUUUGUUGAUCCUGAAA
Molecule: messenger RNA, 2973 nt
Organism: Glycine soja
Lineage: Eukaryota; Viridiplantae; Streptophyta; Magnoliopsida; Fabales; Fabaceae
Product: ABC transporter G family member 11-like
Exons: 8
Coding region: 725-2662 (645 amino acids)
Cellular component (GO): membrane
Molecular function (GO): ATP binding; ABC-type transporter activity; ATP hydrolysis activity
Source: RefSeq, a predicted model, not a curated record